AUGCAUGAAUAUGGAGUUUUAAGGGAUACUAAAGGAACAUUUGGAUUGGAUGUUUGUAUUGAAUUAAUUCAACGACAAAAAAGCUUUAGUAAUUUAUUAGAAGAUAAUAUGAGAUUAAAAGUAGAUGAAAGCAUUAAAAAAGAUAUUGUUACUGGAUUAUUCAAUAAUAAAUAUAAAUUCAAUAUAUUACCAAAUGAAAAGAAGAAAAAUUUAUUCAAUCAUAGAAUUUCAUAUAAUACAAGAACCGAUGCUUAUUAUGAAAAUGGAAUUACGACUAAUAAAUAUUUAAAAAAAUUAUAUUUAGCUAGGGAAAAAGAAAAAGACGUAUAUGAUGAAACUGAUGAAAAUGAAGAAGAUGGGAAUCAUUCAAGUUCGGGAUAUAUAAAAUGGAAGUUUGAUUACAGACCCGGAAAUUUUAUUAUUAAAACAUUAUCAAUGAAAUUAACUCAAAAUACGUGGCAUGAUGAUGCAGAAAUUAAAAUAUCAAUAAUUCCAUUAGCAACGAGACAAAAUGAAGCGUCGCUAAAUUGGAAUCCAGUUUCAUGUGAUUUUAUUUCUGGGUUAUCAUUAUAUUGGGUUUAUAAAAAAUCAGAUUCAAUAUUGGAUCUUUCAUCAUUUGUUAAAGGCGAAUAUGGUUUUAUUUUAAGAAUUCAAUUAUUAGGAAAUAGUGAUUGGAUUAGGACCUUUGAUGAUGAUGAAAAUUUUGGGAUGGAUAUAAAAGUUGAACUUGAACCCGAUAUUAUAUGUGAAGAAUUAUCUAAAUAUGGAUUUGACAAAAAUGAAAUAAUUUUAAAUGAUCAAAAUACAAGUGAUUUUAUAAUUAAAUUAAAAGAUUCAAUUUUUGAAGAUAAAGAAGUAGUUUAUUAUGUUCAUAAAUCUAUCUUAAAUUAUUAUUCAGAAUAUUUUAAGGGAUUAUUUAGUUCACAAAUGAUUGAAACAACAGAUAGAAUAUUAACCCUCUCAGAAAUUUCUACUAACUCAUUUGAAAAUAUUCUUAACUUUAUGUAUACAGGACAAGUUAAAGAUGUUUUGACCGAUUUGGAAGAAUGGAUAGAUUUACUUUAUGGAUCUUCAAGAUUUAUAAUUCCAUUUUUAAUUAAAAAGUGCGAAAAAUCCAUUUCAAAGUAUGUUAAUAAUGAUAAUGUAGAAGAAAUUACAAAGAUUGUGGUGCAGAACAAUUACUUAGAUAUUGUCAAAAGUUGGAAAGUAAAAAUAGGGAUGCUUUAUAUCUAUUAG
Molecule: messenger RNA, 1236 nt
Organism: Rhizophagus irregularis DAOM 181602=DAOM 197198
Lineage: Eukaryota; Fungi; Glomeromycota; Glomeromycetes; Glomerales; Glomeraceae
Source: RefSeq, a predicted model, not a curated record